CAGGGAAAUAUUAAAGAAAUAUGCGGAAAAAAACGAAAGUUUUAUUUUUUUUUAAAUACACUGGACUUUUAAGUGUUAUUAUCAUUAUUUUACAAGGAUACAGAGAUGCGUUCACGCGAUCACCUUUCUCACGUGAGAGACUACGGUCUCCACAACAAAAGAACAUUCAAUCAAGAGGAGCCUUGAACAUCAUAACAUAUUAUGGAAACGGGGCUGAAAAGAACAAGACUGAACAUUCAACAAGUGGUGAGGAAAAUAUGGAAGCAGGAUCCUCCGGGACUAUCCAAAUAAUCAGCAACAAAAGCAUAAUUGUUAUAAACGCUUACUUGAGAACGGGAUCAACAUUUACAGCUUCAUUGUUUGAGACGUAUCCGGGUGUAUUCUACAUUUUUGAACCCCUUCAUGACAUAGAGAAAGGUUUUCGAGCUGCCGAGGCUGCAAAAACAGACGUAUAUUUACAAUACGUUGAUUCUUCAAGUAUAUGCUUUCAAAAUUCAUACAGGAAAGUGACGAUUUCAAAACGCUCCUCUGUGUAUUUGGAAGAAGUGUGCUCGUGGCUGUCAUGUCGGCUCCAAGAUUUGUCUAAAACUUCCCUUAAUGAACAGUUUCUAUCACAAUAUAAAACAAAAAUGAAACCAUUUCAAACAUGCAUGAGGAGAGCUAAGAUCAGUCUGAAUGGUUUAAACUACGGUAGCGCAAUUACGUCAUGUCUGAAAAAGCCAAUACAAGACUGUCAAAGCGCUUCCUUUGUAGUUUUAAAGUUUAUACGCAUGCGCAUUGGUGAAUUGGCAAGUCUGUUGCCAUAUUUUCCAAACAUGAAAAUCGUGCAUUUGAUAAGGGAUCCACGUGGAAUGUUCAAUUCAAGGAACCAUGUUGGUUUAAGUAAAGUGCAGCGAAACAGCAGUGACAAAGAUGCAGUUCAUGGAUUUUGUCGACUGUUAGAAGAAGAUCUGAGACAUUCAAAAGAACUUUCAAUUUCUCAUCCAGACAAAAUAUUUGUUUUGCAGUAUGAGGAUAUAGCUGAACAUCCUUAUGAGUGGGCAAAACGUUUGUACAAGUUCGCUGGAAUGGAGUACACGAACAGUACGGAAGAUUUUGUACGCCGUUCGACGUCUGCUACGAAAGAUACUGGCAACAUGCAAACUCAGCGAAAGAAUUCAACAGCGACAUCUGUGAAAUGGGGUAUGCAGUUAUCAGCACCGACCGCUAUGUAUAUUUACAACACUUGCCGUAAAAGCAUGGAUAUUUUAGGAUAUCUUCCACUAACAACUAACAAUUUGAGGAUCAUGUCUGUGCCGUCACGUCAUCGCAUAAAUGUGACGUCUAAUUGAUUGGCAUUGAGGGAUUUUACAUAACAUAAAUAACCAACACUGUGCAAUACAAGUUUAUUUCAUUCUGCAUUGAAACAUUCAUAACAAUUAUAAAUGAAAAAGGCUUUAAUUACGAUAAUUGUUUAUUGUUUUUGUAUUGCGGUGCUGCGUCUAUUCUACAUCGAUACUUGUGUUGUUAACAAGAAAUAUCAUCAAACGUGAAUGCAAGAUUUUAGCUUUCAUUGUCCCCGCCAGAAUUUGACAAUAUCACAUUUUUAUGUGUGUUUGUUUAUUGAUACAUUCAUACGAUUAUUAUCGAUUUCAGCUCAUGUCUAUUGACAAAAGCUGUUGAAGGUUAUAAACUAAUGCCAUUAAAUUUAUCUGAUCCAUAUAUUAAUAUAUUAAAAAGGUCUUUGUCCUCGCUAACUGAUAUUGUUUGUUCUAGGCAAGGAAAACUAACAUCAAAAAGCCUACAUUUAAGUUGACUUAAACGUAUACCUAUAAUCGAGUACGAAUUUUGAUCAAUACCUAUGUAUUCGAAUUAGAUAAAUAAUAAAAUUAAUGAUACAACAUUUAUGUUGUAUUUUUAUCCAGAACAAUUGUUUUGUACCAAUUUACCAGUGACGCUUGGUUAGGAAAUACAGUAAAAAACGAAUUUUAUUUGGAUUAAUGUUUCGUGUUUGCUUUUUGCAUUUGGUUAAAUAUUUGUGUUGGUAUGGCGUUCCGAGUUGGUUUGCUGUAGCUUCAUUGAACUAAACAGGGACUAUACUUAAACGCACCUGCAUUUGAUAAUUCUACUACGUAAGUCUGUACUAACUACUAAUUGCUGUUUACAUCUUAUUGAACUGAGUAGACGAUAUACAUUGAACACCUGAGUUUAUUAUUCAAUAUCGGUUAAGUCCUUCUCAUGUAAUUCGAAGUAAUGGUCUCGCGCCUCGUACAGUUGGUCUCAGAUUUAUGAAUUCAUGUAUCAGCCUUGUAAUCUGUCCAGGG
Mya arenaria is the source of this 2303-nucleotide messenger RNA. RefSeq names its product carbohydrate sulfotransferase 3-like. Gene Ontology annotation, biological process: N-acetylglucosamine metabolic process; sulfur compound metabolic process. Bases 21 to 1331 code for a protein of 436 amino acids. Gene Ontology annotation, molecular function: N-acetylglucosamine 6-O-sulfotransferase activity. The record is from RefSeq and is a predicted model, not a curated record. Lineage: Eukaryota; Metazoa; Mollusca; Bivalvia; Myida; Myidae. The transcript is spliced from 3 exons.